This is a messenger RNA of Ctenocephalides felis (cat flea), 747 nucleotides long. RefSeq names its product echinoderm microtubule-associated protein-like CG42247. Bases 1 to 747 code for a protein of 248 amino acids. The record is from RefSeq and is a predicted model, not a curated record. The transcript is spliced from 6 exons. Gene Ontology annotation, biological process: intracellular signal transduction. NCBI's taxonomy places the organism in Eukaryota, Metazoa, Arthropoda, Insecta, Siphonaptera, Pulicidae.
AUGGCAUUAACAUACUGGUGUGAAACAACUUCUAAACCUGAUCGUGAAAGAGAAGAGACAAAAACGUCGAAAAAAGUGUCAACAGCGCAGACAUCAGUGCAGUCCCGAGCCCCGAGCCGGCAGCAAGACAACCCACCGCCAUCGAGUUCAGCAGCAGCCGAGGACAACGGAGGCGCUGUCACCGCCAACAAUUCGGCGGUCAGCGGCAACGGGCCGGCCGAUUCUGCCGCCGGUCUCCAACCUGACAGCUUAGAGGAUCAGCCCAGGGGAGAAGUGACAGCUGAAAACACGGACUCGGAGGACGACGACACAGAGGAAGUCGCUGCUGGUAGGGGCGGAUGGGGCGCUACUGCUAUGGGUGCGCAGUCAAGGGCGGCGAGUCCCCCCGCGGGCAGCGAGACUUCUUCGAUAGGACCACCCAUGCCGCAACGGUACCCUCAAGCGAACACGCACAAUCUUGACAGCGGUACGGGUAGCAGAUAUGCAAAUCUAUCGUACUGGAAGGCGAGAAGAGUUCUCUUCUACAGAAAUGGUGAUCCGUAUUUUCCAGGCGUAGAAUUUAGGUUUAAACCAGGUCGAGAUAUUGCAACGUUAGAAUCGCUUCUCGAUAAAUUGUCUUUGAGAAUGGAUUUACCAAGGGGCGCCCGAUAUGUUUUUUCAAUGGACGGAGACAGAAAGUACAGCUUGGACGAGUUGGAAGACGGCGCUUCUUAUGUUUGUUCUUCAUACAAAACUUUUAAGAAUUAA